This is a messenger RNA of Miniopterus natalensis, 2613 nucleotides long. Lineage: Eukaryota; Metazoa; Chordata; Mammalia; Chiroptera; Miniopteridae. The record is from RefSeq and is a predicted model, not a curated record.
AUGACAGACGACGACACUGAUACACCGGGAGGUCCCACAGCAGAGUCCGUGGCUCUGCUGAGAGGUGGGAACCGCUGCGAGGGCCUGGUGCGGGUUCAGCUCGGCGGGCAGCAGGGCCCUGUGUGCGGGGACCGCUGGGGCCUGCUCGAGGCGGCCGUCCUCUGCAGGCAGCUGGGCUGCGGCGGCGCCCAUGUUGCGCCCACGUACGUGGUGUGGCCCCAGGAGAGGCAGCAGUCCCUGCUGCAGGGCGUGCGGUGCCGGGGCACAGAGGCUUCGCUCUGGGACUGCGCCCCGGGGGCGUGGGAGCCGCUGCGGGCCUGCGGAUGUGAAUGCAUCAGCGCCGUCCACUGCACAGAUGGAAGGCUGGCGAAGGUGGGACUCAGCGGAGGAGGCAGUCCCUGCGCGGGGACCUUUGAGAUCAGAUUGACCGAAAGCUCUGGUGUGAAGUGUGGUUUGGACUUGGAAGAGGCGAAUGUCUUGUGCAAGGGUCUGGGGUGUGGCCCAGCGCUCCAGGCGUCCAGACCCCACUUCGUCAAGGGCUCUGAGGACUGGGGACCUAAGAUCGUGACCUGCCAGGGAACAGAGUCCAGCAUCUUCAACUGCAGGUUCAAUCUGAACUUUCAGCACCAGUGCAACCUUCUGACAAAUGCCCAGGUUGUGUGUUCAGGACACACUGAGGCCCGGCUGUCAGGCGGUGAGCACCCUUGUGCUGGGCGUCUGGAGGUGAGGCGUGGCUUGACCUGGGGCACCAUCUGUGACGAAGACUUGGACCAGGCCACAGCCCACGUGGUGUGUCGGGAGCUGCAGUGCGGCACAGCCUUGUCCAUUCCCCGAGGCGCUCACUUUGGCCCGGGCUCUGGGUUCGUGUGGACGGAGGCCUUCCGCUGUGUGGGCAAUGAGUCCCUGCUGUUCCACUGCACUCGGGGGCCCGGGCACCAGUGUGGGCAUGGCCAGGAUGCUGGGCUCAGGUGCUCAGGGGAAAGGUUCCGGCUGGUCAACGGCAGCAGCAGCUGUGAGGGGCGCGUGGAGCUCCAGGUUCAGGGGACCAGGGCACCUCUCUGUGCCCACCACUGGGACUUAGCAGAUGCCACUGUCCUCUGCCACCAACUCAACUGUGGCAAUGCAGUGGCCACACCUCGAGGGGGCCAUUUUGGGCACGGGGAUGCUCCCAUCUGGCCAGACAGGUUUCACUGUGUUGGGACAGAGCCCUAUCUGUGGAAUUGCCCAGUGAGCACCCUGGGGGCUCCCGCCUGUGCCCCAGGAAACUCGGCCUCCGUGGUCUGCUCAGGUCUCCAGGAUGCCGUGAGGCUGAGGGACGGACAGAGCCGCUGUGAUGGCCGCGUGGAGGUGUCCCUGAAUGGCGUGUGGGGCCGUGUCCUGGACGACGAGUGGGACCUGCAGGGAGCCAGUGUUGUGUGCAGGCAGCUGGGGUGUGGAGAGGCAGAGCGAGCCUACGAUGCGCCUGAGCCAGAGCGCGGGGCCCGCAGGGUGGGGCUGAGCCGGGUGCGCUGUCUGGGCACCGAGACCCGCCUGACCCACUGCAACGUGUCUGCCUCCCUGCUGGUGGCAGCGGGGGCCUCGCGGGACGUGGGCGUCGUUUGCUCUGGGAGCCGUCAGGUGCGUCUGGCUGCGGGGCCAGGCCGCUGUGCGGGGCGCGUGGAGGUGCUCCAUAGGGGCACGUGGGGCACCGUGUGCGAUGAUGGCUGGGACCUGCGGGACGCACACGUGGUCUGCCGGCAGCUGGACUGUGGCCAAGCCCUCAGUGCCCUGGGGGCCGCGCACUUUGGGGCCGGGGCCGGGCACAUCUGGAUGGACGAGCUGGGCUGCGAGGGCAACGAGUCUGCGCUGUGGCAGUGCCCGUCGCAGGGUUGGGGCCAGCAUGACUGUGGGCACAAGGAGGACGCCGGAGUCCUGUGCUCAGGGCUCACCGACCUGAGGCUGCAGGACAGCAGCCAGCCCUGCUCUGGGCGACUGGAAAUUCUGUACAAUGGAACCUGGGGUGCCGUCUGCCAGACCCUGAGCCCUGUCUCUCUGGGAGUCCUGUGUGGGCAGCUGGGCUGUGGGUCCCAGGGGCAGCUCCAGGCUGAGGCGGUGACCCAGAAGGCCUCUAGGGCCCUCUGGGUGACCUCCAUUCAGUGCCGGGACAGGCAUGAUGCAUCCCUGUGGCAGUGCCCAUCAGCCCCCUGGGACCAGCAUUCUUGCUCCAGUCAGGAGGAAGCCUGGGUGGUGUGUGCAGAGCCUGGCCCCGGCCCCCCGCCGAAUCCAGAGCCCUGCCUGAUGCUCAGGGCCGUCAGCACAGCCCUGGGAGCACUUCUUGGUCUUCUCCUCGUGGGCCUCCUGGGCCUCCUGAUCCUGCUGCGAAUCACACAAGCCAAGCAGAGAGGUCUCGGAAGUUCUGAGGUGUCUCCUGGAGAGCCCACCUAUGACGUCAUCGGGGAACUGCCUGUCACAGUGCUGUACGAGGAAGUUGGGGAGGAGCCCCAGGGUGAGGAGCCCCAGGGUGUGGUCAGGGUGGUCCUGGCAGAAGGGGCAUCGAGCCUCACAGAUGGACAGUCUGUGCCCGAGGAGGGUUACGACGAGGUCGCAUUUCCUCUGGUGGAGAUGACGCUGUGA